This is a messenger RNA of Papaver somniferum (opium poppy), 1533 nucleotides long. RefSeq lists its product as uncharacterized. The record is from RefSeq and is a predicted model, not a curated record. Bases 940 to 1284 code for a protein of 114 amino acids. NCBI's taxonomy places the organism in Eukaryota, Viridiplantae, Streptophyta, Magnoliopsida, Ranunculales, Papaveraceae. The transcript has 5 exons.
UCUCUCUCUUUCAUUCUGGAACUGCAGAUCUGAAGAACCAAAUCGAUCAAUCUAAAACCACAGAAAUCAACUGCUAGCAGUUUCUACUGAAAUCCAACCAGGUUUUAUGUUGUAAUAAUCGUUUCGUUUCAGUUUAUGGUUUCUAGGGUUUUACGAUUUUAGAUGUUUUUUUCGAUUUUAGGGAUUUUGAUUUCAGUUUUUCGAUUUCGGUUUUUCGAUUUCUUCUUCUCUUUCGAAUUUAGGGUUUCAUUUUGUGAAGAAAGAGAUCAAGGGUGAAUCGGGGGAGAAAUGGAAGAUGGUGGUCGCUGUCAUUGAUGUAUUUUCUGAUUGGAGAAUUAGAAAUCAGAAGAUGGUGGGUCAAGAUGUAUCUGAAAGCUGAAAAACAAGGGCAAAGAUGGGUUUGCUGUGAAGAGAUUAAUAAUGGGUUUUCCAAUUUAAGACACUGAGUGUAUCUAGAACUCAAGAAAGGAGGAAAAAUGGGUCUGUUGAGUUGAUUGAGAUGUUGAACAAUGAAAUUUUAGAGUUUAUAUGGCUGGAGAAGACAUGGGUUUUGGUUUGUGUGGGUGUUGAACAGAGUAGAGAUGCUAAAUCGGUUAGCUGGAAGAUGCUGUUGUUGCCGUUGUUUGAGAUGAAUGAGAAUUGAUGAUGUUAAUGAUUCGAGGGCCUGAGGCUGAUGAGGAAAUAUGACUUUGAGUUGUGAUGAUGUAGUUAACAGGAAGAUGAAACGGUGUUGUGGUUGCAGUGAAGGUGAUAUUGUGAAUGGAAUGGAGGAACAGAGAAUGGUGAUGCUGCUAUUUUUGUGGUUUGAGCAACAGAUAAUGCUUGAAAUGAUGUUGCAGGGAAGACAGCUGGUGUUGCAGUGGAUGCUGUGGUAGAUGUCUAAUUGAUAACAGAGAGGAAAUCAAUCAGGAAGGUGGUUAUCUGAAACUACUGUUGUGUAUGGAGGAGAUUAAUGAAGGACCAGUUGAGCAUGCCAGAAAUACAACCCUGGGACAAGAAUCAAAAGGUCCAGAAUUUGAUAGAAUACUGCAGUUAUAUAAGACGUUGUAUAGACGCCCCUUAAUCAAGCGAAUAGCAAUGGACAAGGUAGCAUGGAUCCUGAUAACUUGGGAAUUGGCGGCUAGGUUUAAGAUGAGGAUAACUAACUCCCAAGGACUGUUCAUUUUUGCUGUAUGCUGGAAGGAUAAAUUCCAUGUGCUUUUAAUGAUGUUACUGCCAUGUUCUGUCAUCUACACCUCUUCAUGCCGCAUGAACACAAACUUAAAGGUUUCAAGUAGGCUUUAAGUUGUUCCCAGGGACUUUAAGUUGUUCUUAGUGCUGGUUGGUGCCAGUGGUGGCGGAGUCAACGGAAGCCAAGGGGGAAUUUUGGUUCUGGCUGCCAUAGCCUUGCUAUCACAAGUAGGGUUGUGACUCCGACUAAACUUAUCCGCAAACAACCAGCUAAAUGCAUUUGGUGCAGUGGGUGGCUACCCCAGAUCAGUCUAAUCAGGACAUCUCAGACGAGAAAUUUUUUACAGUUAUCUGUAACUUUGA